GGUAGGUCCUAAUUACUGCCUCGUGACGCUAUGCCACAAUGUCCGUGAGAGUUCAGAUCACAUUGCUCAGCGGCCAAUCUACCUGCAUCGCAGUUCAUUCGCAUGACCUCGUCCGAGUUUUGAGGCAGCAGACCCAAUCACGGCUCCAAGUUGGCAUCGAAGCCUUGGUCUCUCUCAGUGGCGAGAAGUUGACUGAUGUGGCAAGUGUCGCCGAGGUCGGCUUGACCGAUGGAGAUACGGUGAACGCACUUGUGCGACGUACUCGCCUGGUGACUAGCCAUCGCUCGCUUGCCAUUGCCCUGGUGCAUCAGAAAGGCUUUGUGGUGAGCUGGGGUCACGAUGCUUGUGGUGGUGACAGCUCCAAUGUGAAAGACCAGCUUGUGGAUGUGAAUGAGCUGGCAGCAAACGAAUAUGCCUUCGCUGCCCUUCGCUCCGAUGGAACAGUUGUCACGUGGGGAGAGGCACGCCAUGGAGGCAAAGGCUUUGAUGGACUCACUAACGUGGUGCACACUGUGGCUUCCAAUUCUGCCUUUGCCGCAUUGCAGGCAGAUGGCCAUGUGGUAACGUGGGGACUUGCAGAGGUGGGUGGCGACUCGAGUGGUGUCGACACCCAGCUUUUCGGGGUCAAGCAAUUGCAAGCAACUUCUGCAGCGUUCGCUGCCCUGCGGGCAGAUGGACACGUUGUGACGUGGGGUAUGCCGACAGCUGGUGGUGAUAGCACUCGUGUGCAAGACAAGCUGACGGAUGUGCAUCAUAUAUACUCGACCAGCCUGUGCUUCGUUGCAACUAAGUCAGAUGGAAGUGUUGUGGUUUGGGGUGACCCUUUGCUGGAAUUUGACGAGGAGGAGCUUGAGCAGCUUUCAGACAUCAGUUUGGUGGCAUCUAGUGGACAAGCAAUUUCUUUGCUAUCAUCAGAUGGAAAGGUGGUCACACUCGGACCCGCUGCAGCGAGAGGAAAUUCUGCUGACCUCGACUUGAGCAGCGUGCAGAAAAUUCAAGGUUCACAUGGAGCAUUUGCUGCUCUCCGAAACGAUGGCAGUGUGGUCACUUGGGGAGACUCGUCAACUGGUGGCGACAGCAGCGCCGUGCAGCGCUUGCUUCAGAAUGUGUGGGACAUUCAGGCAACAAGUCACGCCUUUGCAGCCAUUCGCAAUGACGGUACUGUUGUGACCUGGGGUCACAGCAUUCAUGGAGGUGAUUGCUCGGCAGUCAAGGCAGGUACAGCGGGUCAGAUGGCAGCUUUUGCUCGUUGAGCAACUUUUCAACAUGUUUAACAGAAGAUAAAGACAGCAACCCUGCCAUUCCGUGCUCAUUCCCUACUGUACAGGAGCAGCUGUUUGACGUGCAGCAGGUGGCAGGUUCCUUUGCAUCCUUUGCAGCUCUGCGGGAAGAUGGAGCUGUUGUUGCUUGGGGCAAUCCUGGCUCUGGCGGCCAUUGCGGGCGAGCAACUUCAGAACUGCUGCAUGCAGCGAGCUGUGACAUUUAAAGGUGGUGAUCAAGGGUGAGAACGGAGAGAGCUUGUUUGCGUUUCACCUCCAGAUUGCAAAAGUGCAAAGUUACACCAAUGCAGAAAUCGCUUUAUUUG
Molecule: messenger RNA, 1585 nt
Organism: Effrenium voratum
Lineage: Eukaryota; Dinophyceae; Suessiales; Symbiodiniaceae
Source: the annotation of a GenBank genome assembly